CGUGUUAAAAUGUCGAUUGGAAAGGUAUCGAUCUUCGGCCCUCAUAAAGGAAUUCCAACGAUGGUAGCUAGUCGUAUGCAAAGGUGGGCUAUCAUUUUAUCUGCUUAUGAUUUUGAAAUAGAGUAUGUUAGGUCGGAGAGAAAUGGUGCCGACGGGUUGUCGCGUUUACCGAUAAAUAGUAAGCAAGAUGUCACUGUGCCGGAACAAACUUAUUUGCAUUUUGUUCAACAGGCUUUAUUGUUAGAUUAUAAAGAGUUAAAACUACAGACUAGUAAGGAUCCGGUUUUAUCGAGGAUAUUGAGUUUUUUGCGCGAUGGUUGGCCAAGAGACUGUGAUAUCGAAGAGUUUAGACCUUAUUUUAAUCGGAAAGAUGAACUCUAUGAAGAAUUGAGUUGCGUGUUGUGGGGGCAUAGAUUAUUGAUUCCGGUGAAGUGUAGGGAAAAAGUUUUGAGGAUGCUCCAUGAGCCCCAUAUGGGUAUAGUUAAAUCCAAGGCUAUGGCUCGUAGUUACGUAUGGUGGCCCGGAUUUGAUGAAGAAAUAGAGCGCAUGUGUCGUAGUUGUGAGAUAUGUGCUGCUCAGGCGGAUGCUCCGCCGCGGCAAACUCCGAGUAUGUGGCCGUGGCCGAAUCAUCCAUGGACCAGGCUGCAUUUAGAUUUCAUGGGGCCCGUAUUUGGGAAAACAUACUUGAUCGUAGUGGACGCUACAUCUAAAUGGACGGAACUUUUCCAUAUGAGUAAUACAACAGGACCGAAGGUCAUAGAUAAGUUAUGUGAACUUUUAGCAGAUGGGGCCUACCCAAGCAGAUCGUUACGGAUAAUGGGCCCCAGUUUACGUGCAAUGAGUUUGGUAGUUUCCUUAAAUCUAAUGGUAUAGAUCAC
Messenger RNA from Manduca sexta (tobacco hornworm), 878 nucleotides. RefSeq lists its product as uncharacterized. The transcript has 2 exons. Lineage: Eukaryota; Metazoa; Arthropoda; Insecta; Lepidoptera; Sphingidae. Gene Ontology annotation, molecular function: nucleic acid binding. Bases 10 to 873 code for a protein of 287 amino acids. The record is from RefSeq and is a predicted model, not a curated record.